Molecule: messenger RNA, 2157 nt
Organism: Thamnophis elegans (Western terrestrial garter snake)
Lineage: Eukaryota; Metazoa; Chordata; Lepidosauria; Squamata; Natricidae
Product: transmembrane protease serine 9-like
Exons: 10
Coding region: 229-2157 (642 amino acids)
Biological process (GO): proteolysis
Molecular function (GO): serine-type endopeptidase activity
Source: RefSeq, a predicted model, not a curated record
CUAAACAGGAGGUAAGGUGAGCAAACCCCGACUAUAGAAAGGAAGGAAGGAAAGAAAGAAAGGAAGGAGAGAGAAAUAAAAUAAAAUAAAAUCGCGUUUUCGCGUGCUGAAACCGCGAAGCGCUCGCGCCAUGUGAAACUCGCCCCGCGAGACCCGCGGCACCCGAGACGGACAACCGCAAAAGAAGCCAUCCAGAGGCUCAGCUGCCAUUUGCUUCCUGGAUCAAAGAUGAUCCGGAGCUUUCGCUCGUCCAUCCUCUCUUUGUGGCCGCUGUUUCUGCUCCUGGGGCUCCUGACCCCCGCCUCCCUCACAGACGAAUGUGGAACAAGGCCUGCGGUAGAUGAGUCCACAAUGGCCUCCCGGAUUGUAGGUGGGCAUGAUGCUGAACCUGGAGCAUGGCCGUGGCAAGUCAGUCUUCAAAUUCAUUACAGUGACAGAGCAUAUCGUCAUAUAUGUGCAGGAGUUUUAAUCAGUAACAACUCAGUGCUGACUGCAGCACAUUGCAUUCAAGAAUAUCCGAAACCAGACAAGUGGAAGGCUGUAGUUGGUUUGCAUCAUCUUUACAUACAUUGGCCUUUUUCUAAAGCAUAUCCUAUCAAAGAUAUCAUUAUCCACUCUGGUUAUGAAUUUGGAACUUUUGAAAAUGAUGUUGCCUUGUUCAGACUGAUGCAAUUUGUGAAGUACAAUGACUAUGUUCAGCCUAUCUGCUUACCUGACUCUGCUCACUUUCUGAGUGAUAAAUCUAAGAAUCCAUGCUUUAUAAGUGGGUGGGGAAGCACAAAGGAAGAAGGUAAAGGUGAACAUAUAUUACAAGAAGCUCAGGUUGACAUUAUUCCAUUGCAAAUCUGUAAUAGCUAUGAUUGGUAUGGAGGCACAGUAUCCCUGAAAAUGAUUUGUGCUGGCUCUGAAAGUGGACAUGUUGAUAGUUGCCAGGGAGACAGUGGUGGUCCUCUGGUGUGCUAUUUCCCAGAUACAAACAAAUAUUAUUUAAUAGGAAUCACCAGUUCUGGUGUUGGCUGUGGCAGACCAAGAUUUCCAGGACUCUAUGUGCGUGCUUCAAGUUACAAAAAAUGGAUACAUUCAUAUUUAUCUAACAAAACAAAUAUUGUAAGCCUUCAGCUUGUCCUAAUUUUGGGAGCUGCUGGAUGGAUAACUUUCCAUAUAACUGGCACCUGGAGACCCAGGUUCCAGUUUACCCUGAGCCACAGAAGCUCAGUGGGCGAGUUUGGAGCCCAAAGGCUGCUGUGCAGGAUUGCGGUGAUGAAAAUGGGAGGAGAGUGUGGAAUAAGGCCUGCUAUAAGCACAUUCGGGAGUCGGAUUGUAGGUGGACAUGAAUCUGAGGAGGGGGCAUGGCCAUGGAUAGUUAGCCUUCAAGUAUAUAACCAUGGUGGAGGAUUUAUCCAUUUAUGUGGUGGAACUUUAGUUAAUAACCGCUCCAUAUUGACAGCUGCACACUGCUGUAUAAAAAAACCGCGUCCAGGGAUGUGGAGGGCUGUGAUUGGCUUGCAUCAUCUUUUCAAACAUAAGACAUACACUAUAAAAAGACGCAUAAAAUCCAUCAAGAUUCAUUAUUACUAUGACUCAGCAACAUAUGAAGAUGAUAUUGCUGUGUUUCAACUAAGCAAACCUGUCAAAUUUAAUGACCAUAUUCAGCCCAUCUGCUUGCCUAAUGUUAAUCUUGCCCUGACUUCUGAUAUGAAAUGUUUUAUAAGUGGGUGGGGAACGAGAAAAGAAAAAGUGUCAUUCCUGAUGUGGCCUUUAGAAGGCAGUGGUUUCCCUCUCUCCGCUCGGCUCCUUCCCCUCGUGCACGUGCCGACGCGAGGUUUUUUCGCAGGGAGAGUGAUGGCUUUCCGGUGGCGGCAUCGCGGCGAGGAGGAGGCUCGGUCCCGGGCCAAGCGGCUGAGCCGUAGGAAGUUUUUUUUUUUUUUUUUUUUGCCCUCCAAUGCAGUGCCUAGCCUACCUGCCUAUGCAAGCCAUAGAGACCUUCUGACCAAGCGAUUAUUCCUGAAAAGAGACAAAAAGUGUCUCCGUACACCGCAGUGUGGAUGUGCUCUCUAUGUGGAUUUUAAGUGUUCUGCACGUCUAGAUUGUGCCACAAUUUCUGUAAAUGAUGAGUUGGAGUGGGACAAAAGUCAGAUAACACUAUCUCCUGGGUGA